Molecule: messenger RNA, 1809 nt
Organism: Trifolium pratense (red clover)
Lineage: Eukaryota; Viridiplantae; Streptophyta; Magnoliopsida; Fabales; Fabaceae
Product: probable glycosyltransferase At5g20260
Exons: 3
Coding region: 118-1602 (494 amino acids)
Molecular function (GO): glycosyltransferase activity
Source: RefSeq, a predicted model, not a curated record
CUAUAUACACGCCACCUCCUCCUGUUACAUUAGUAUAACAUAUUUGAACAUGAAACUGAUUUUUAACAUAAAGAAGUGUUUGAAUAUUCAAUCUCUAAUUCAGUAAUUCUUCAUGCCAUGUUUCGUUCUUCUUCCUUCUACCACUACUCUCAUAAUCAUGUUGCAACUUCAUUCAAGAGCUUUUUCUUCUUCAUUCCAACUACUUUAGCUCUUUUAACAUCACUUUUCAUUCUCAUCUAUGUUUAUUCUACCUCAAUCAUCUUCACACACCAUCAUCAUCAACAUCACCACAAAUUCCAACCUAUUCUUCAUUUAAAAUCAUCAUCUCCAAAUUUUACUCUUCCUUCUCCAACCUCUCACUUAACAACUUCCUCACACAAAAAUGAUUCUGAGUUCAUCAAGUCUCACACUUUCCAAUUGGGUGAUCAUAUUCUUGGCCUUGGACCACAAAGUCAACAUGGUUUAUCACCUGAUCAAUCCAGCUUAAAGGAACGAAGUACACAGAAGAAGAAGAAGAUAGCUCUUUCUUUUGGUUCAGAAAAAUUUGAGGAAAAAACUAAUGUGUUCCAUGAUAGAGAUAUCUUUCUUGAAGAUUAUAAAGAAAUGAAUAGGAGCUUUAAGAUAUAUGUUUAUCCUCACAAGAAAGAUGAUCCUUUUGCAAAUGUGCUAUUACCUGUGAAAACUGAACCUGGUGGCAAUUAUGCCAGUGAAAGUUACUUCAAAAAAGCACUUAUGAAGAGUCAUUUCAUUACAAAUGAUCCAACAGAAGCAGAUCUUUUCUUUAUGCCUUUUUCCAUAGCAAGUUUGCGGCAUGAUCGUCGAGUUGGAGUUGGAGGUAUCAAAGAUUUCAUUAGAGACUAUGUACAGAAUAUCAUUCAUAAGUAUCCGUAUUGGAAUCGCACGGACGGCGCGGAUCACUUUUAUGUUGCCUGUCAUUCAAUUGGAAGGUCUGCUAUGGAUAAAGCACCUGAUGUGAAAUUCAAUGCCAUUCAAGUUGUUUGUUCAUCAAGUUAUUUCUUAAGUGGCUAUAUUGCUCAUAAGGAUGCUUGUUUACCACAAAUUUGGCCAAGAAAAGAAAACCUCCCUAAGCUUGUUUCAUCUAAUAGGAGAAAGCUAGCUUUCUUUGCCGGAGCAGCUAAUUCGGCAUUAAGGAGAAAUCUUGUUGAGACAUGGAAAAAUGAUUCAGAAAUAUUUGUUCAUCAUGGAAGACUAAAAACACCAUAUGCAGAUGAGUUAUUAGGAAGCAAGUUUUGUCUUCACGUUAAAGGCUUUGAAGUGAACACAGCACGAAUCGGAGAUUCAUUAUACUAUGGUUGUGUUCCGGUGAUCAUCGCUGAUCAUUAUGACCUUCCAUUUGCAGAUGUUUUGAAUUGGAAGAGAUUUUCUGUUGUUGUCACUACUUUAGACAUACCUUUACUGAAAAAGAUUCUGAAAAGUAUGGUUAAUUCUGGUGAGUAUUUGAUGCUACAGAGGAAUGUGUUGAAGGUGAGGAAACAUUUUCAAUGGCAUUCACCUCCACUUGAAUUAGAUUCAUUCUAUAUGGUUAUGUAUGAGUUAUGGCUUAGAAGAAGUUCUAUACCAAUUUUGUUGGGGGAUUCUUAGGAACUACAUUAGAUUUAUUUAAGUAUUCAAUUGUUGGUAUAUAUAACAGUAAUUCAUCAUUAGAUUAAUUAAAACGAGUUUUAUGGUUCAAUACUUAUGAAUCAGCUUUCAUUAUAAACUUAAAUGAAUGAACUUUCAAAAAAGUUGAAAUUUUGAAGCCAACUUUAACUUAUAUACUGUUAUGAAUAAUUAGAUGGAUGUGCAUUG